Chironomus riparius is the source of this 5672-nucleotide messenger RNA. The record is from the annotation of a GenBank genome assembly. NCBI's taxonomy places the organism in Eukaryota, Metazoa, Arthropoda, Insecta, Diptera, Chironomidae.
CAACUCCUCACCCAUUUUUCAAGCAAAUAAUGCUAAGCUGUCGAAGUAACAAAGCCCCCUGAAUCAUGUACGUCAUUCUUGAAUGACCCCCACUACCAUGAUGCUCCUUUUUUGCUACAUGCACAAAAACAAACAUGUGGUUACUGUUUUUCAUCUACAUUCUAUGGCGAGAAUUUUUUUUUUUGUGAGCUCUCAGACGGCAACCGUUGAGUGUGAAGCUCAUAGCACAGACAGUAAUAGUAGUCUGUAAAAAAACAUACGGAGCAGUCAAGAGAGUGAAGUGAGAAAGAGGCGAAGAAUUUUAAUUGUAAUUUUCCCAAAAGUAUAUAUCUUGGCCUGAUUAUUAAUUCAUGAAUUUGCGGCUGCUUCCCUCACUUAAAUUUAAUUUUAUUGGUUUUGGAUAAUUUUUUUUGCUGCUGCUCCUACUUCAUGAGAUGAAAAUUAACUAGACUUGCCUUAAAGGCACUUUCGAGACGUAAAAUAUUAACGGUCGUGAUGUGAAAAAUACCAUUAAAUAUAUCGAGAAAAUUAAUUAUUUCGACUUUGUGUAAAUAUUUAAAGGAAAAUUUGUUUAAAUGAGCUUUAAAAUAUAUAUGUCCGAAUGUACUGCCAGUGGGUGCCACAUUUUUCAGCAAGACGUUAAACAUUAUAUUUUUUUUUCAACUUCGAUCGUUGAACUGACUGCGACUGAGUGAUUGAAUUAUGUGAGUGAUAAUGAUGAAAUUCAAAAUAUUUGGACAAGAAAAAAAAAAUUAAUCUCAAAUUACUUCAACGGUGGUUCAUUGUAAAAAACAAUUUUAAUUGAGAUGUGAAUUUAUUGGUUGUGCUUCCUGUGCUGUGGAAUUUUCAUUUAAUUUGUGAGGCGUGUGUGCAUUUUGUUGAAGGUUUAUGAAAGUUAAUAGCUUAAUCAUUCUAUUGUUACUUGUUGUCCACCGAAGAGCCUCAUACAAUAAGUAAAUGACCUCCUUAAAUGCCCUCAUCUCAAAAAAAUCCUAAUAACUAAGAUCCACAUGAGAAUAUUUCCUCAUAAUUCCUUAAUUCAAAACACAUUUCUCUUAUCAUUCAUUCUCAAGACACCAAAUAACAAACAUUUUACAGAAUUAAAGCAUGAAACACAAUACAUUUCGUAUUGUUACGAGCUACAUUGUCAUAUGGACGCCAGAUGAUGCUUAUAUUUUUGCACAACAAACAAAAAAAAAGUUACAAAAAAAAUCUUUUUUCACAUGAAAUUAUCAGUUUGUGUUGUGGUUGUGAUGAUUAAUGAUAAAAACAUUUCUUGUUCAUUGCUUUUUUUGAGCUUGUAAUAUUUAAUGAAUUUUUUUUGUAUUUUUGUGAGGGGUUUGGGGGUAGUUUUGUAAUGGAAUUUGACUAUUUUGUGUAGUGUUGUAGUAUAAAGAGAGCGGUUUGGGCCAGAGCUUGAAGUCGAUGAAAUUUUGUAUGGAGUCGACUUCGCCAUACAAAAUCGAUGAAAAUCUCAAGUCGACUUUGAGCUCUGGUUUGGGGUCAAGACUCAAAUAUCUUGAUUAUAGAAUUUAUUUCGUACCCUUAACUCAAGCGAUACAUAAUAAAUGAAUGACUUGAACCCAAAAACAGUGUGUUUGGGAAACCAAAUGGCUACAAAGGGAAGCCUUGUGUGAUUGCUUCUGUAAAUUCAUUAAAUUAUCAAUUAAAAUCUCGAAAAUCAUAAUUGAAUUCCUUAUUUUAAGAUUUGAACCCAAGAACAUGCCUUCAAAUUCUAUUCCUCAUCAAUCUACAAAUCCAGAAACUUUCUCAAAUUAUCCAAUCACUGGAAAUAUUGUUCACAAUUGAUAUUGAUCCACAUCUAAUAUACGAAUACAAACUAAUAAUAUUAUUCAUCAAUUUUAUACCACACCCCGUAAUUUAAUAGAAAAACUUUUCAUUUUGCAAAUCAUAAAUUGCUUUCGCAAGAUUCAUCAAUUCAGUUCCAGUUUCUCUCAAAAAAGACUUCAAAAAAAGAAUGAAACUUAAAAAAAAACAAACAAAAGAAAAACUGAUAUAUUUCUUAUUUUUUAACCCCCACCAGACCCCUCUGUUCCUCAGAAUAUUGUUCAUCUCCAAUUUUUUAUAUAAGCCUCAAAAACUUUUCGCAUUUUUUAUUCUUCUCAUUUUAUUGCAAAUAUAUUGAAACGUUUUUCAUAAAUAUUUAUGAAUCUUUUGCCUUUCCUCUGCACACAGAUUUUUCAUUUUCAUGAAGUUAUUUACCUCCUUUCAAUAUUUUAUUCUCACUUAAAGCCACAAAAGUUGCAUUAACAUUUUUUUUAUGUACAACAAAAAUUCAUAUGUGCUCAUGCCGUAAAAGAAAACCUUUCAAUAACAUUAUUGGAAAGUCUUGCUGUGCUUUCACAUGUGCGAAUAUGCGAGUGCAUUAUUAUAAGUCAUGAAAAAUCCAUAAAAACGGUCUGAGAAAUAAAUAAUAAAAAAUAUAUAUGUAUAUUUGGGAAGAAAUAAUUGUGGAAGAAACAGAACAGGCAAGAAAAAUCUCUUUUUAUCUGUUUUGUUUCCAAGAAGAUGCAGAAUAACAAGAAGGAAAGAAUUAUGAAGGAAGUAAGGGAUGAAUGACGCCUUAUUAUGAGUUUUCAAGGGGAUUUGAAGGUGUAUGAUGGAAUUUAAUGAAAAAAAAAAUCAUUAAUAACUUUUGGAUGUUCAGAUUUGACUGCAAACUAUGUAAUGAUUUGUCAGUGUAUGAUCUAGGAUAUUAAUCCAUUUAUAGACUUUUCUGCUCGUAGGUAACUUAGAACAUUGUAGCAUAGUGAGUUGGAAAUAGAAUUCUGUAAUACUGGGUUUAGUUAAGACGUGAGUUUGAAUCCUACUAGUGUAUCUAGUCAAAUAAGAUGACUUUUACAGUUCUAGAAAUUAAUUUGACUGGCUGGUUAGGUUUGUAUUUUAAAGCUUUAAUUACAUUAAAUGAUUAGAAGUCAAACUAACGUGGUUUCAAAACAAGAAAUAUAAUUUGUAGUAGGAUCUUACCCAACUUUAGUUGUAUUAAACAAAAAUUUCAAAUUAAAUUCAAUUUAAAUAAUUAGCUUUAGUCCAUGAUAUCUCAACAUAGUGUCGCGGCACACUAAGUUUAGUCCAUACAUAGAUUUUAUAUUCAGAAAGAGGGUCUCUAAGAUAAUAUUAAAAAUCGAGCCCUACGGUCUAUUUCUAUUUCCCACUAUCACCCCCCUAAACUCCUGUAAAUUCUCAUCAAAAACCACAAUAAAACACACAAAAAGAACAAUUUUCUUACAAUUCAUCCUCAACAAUACCGCAAAACUACUUUAAUUAAUAUCCAAAAGCACACAAUAAAAACAAGAAUCAAAACAAAAAGAGAUGAUCUCAAUAUUAAAAAAUUUAAUCCCUGCUAUAUUCGUUAUUAUUACAGCAAUUGCUAUGAGCUGUGCAUUCACAAAAAAAAGAAGAUUCCUCUCUUGCAUCCCAAUAUUCCAAUUUUUUAAUUUCUUUCUGUUCAUUUCAGCGUAAAAAGAUUAUCUGAAAUGAAAGAAACUCGCGGCUUUCAUGCCACAAGCAUAUCUUGCUAUGGGAUUUAAAAUAGCACAACCAAAAAAUGUUGCUUGUUUACAGAAAAAGAGAAAAUAUAAAAAAAUUAUCAUUCCUACUUCUGACUUAAAAUAACUGACCGUAAACAAAAAUUGCUGUAAAAUGCCAUUUUAGUUAUACAGCUGCAGAGGCACAAGGACCACAAGAUGAAACACAGAGCAAGAAAAAAAAAUAUGGCAAUAUAAAUGGGUAAGUGAACUCGCGCCACAACUGAUGAUGAUGAUGAUGAUGACGACGUGGUGGUGGUAGCAGCGGUAUGGGACAGUAAAGUAACAGCUACAAAAGUGAAAUUUAUGACGGGUUUGUGGUGGAAAAUAAAUUUUUAAUGGUACUUUUGGUGAAGCAUAUACACACACAUUUAUAACUCGUAUAUGCCACGAUGAGUGCCAUAAAUUACAUAAUUGGAUGAGAUCACAUCAACAACAGGCAGCAGAGGAAAUCUAAAAGUGCUUAGAGAGUUCCAUGCUUCCUUGCAUUCAAUAGUAACAAAAAAAAUGUUCUCCUUCUUGUUAUAUCCCCGGCAAAAAAUACACACGAAUUUAUCUAAUUUUCGACAUUUCACGACGAUAAAGGCACAACUAAAGCCAGUCGAGUGCACAUGUCGAUAAAUAAAAAAAAGAUGAUUUUCGUUGUGUAUGGAAUGGGGUAGAAGAGAAUACUAAUCAACAUAUGGAAUGUAAAGAAGUAUGGAGCAAUCUGGCAAGAGCAUCAAAAAGAAAAUGAUAAUCUACAUCAUAGUGUAUUAGUGAAUGAAAACCUGGCAAAGCUAUGGAAGCUGAAUUAUUGAGGAAAAAUAUUUAUCAGAAAAAUCAACGAUGUGUAACUUUUCUUGCUUGCUGUUCAUAAUAAAAAAAGACAUGAGAUACAGGAACAUUAAAUUUGAAAUUUAAUUCAAGACGUCGCCAAUCUUCGGAUCAUUAAUCAGAAUGAAUAAAGGCAAAGGAAGUUGUAGACAUGAGAGAUGAAAUUAUGUAUUAUGCCCAUUCUAUACUCGGUACAUUAACAUAAUAUCAUAAACCUUCCCACCUCAAAUCCAACUUCCUUCUUUCUCAUCUUUCGCCUCAAGUCUUAUCAUAUACAAAAUGGCAUGGCAAGAUGGUAACGGCAUGGAAAUUUUUUAAGGACAUAUACAAUCGAGUGGCAGAUGAGGCAUGACAAACUACACGCUGAGGAAUUAUUUUUUUGUUUUGUGGACUUGAUGAGGAGGCAAUUGAUGAGGCUCAGAUGCUGAUUUAUUGAAAUUGAUGAGUUUUUUGAAAAUAAAAUUUAAAGUUAAUUUUACUUAAGAAAUUGUCAAGUUUUACUUUUACUGCUUUGUACUGCCUUGUUACUGUUGGAUAAUCAUUCCAAGAUGUGAAUUUAAAAUUGAAACUUUAAUAAAAAUAGUUAAAAAAUUAUUUCGAAUUUUUUGAUUGAUUCUGAUGAUAUAAUUGACUUUCAGGAACAUUUUAAAUAUUUCAGAUUGACUGUCUUAUUAAAUAAAAGGUAGGUCAUGAUAGGAGCAUAGUCAGAAGGACCUCAAGCCCAAGUCCCCUCUUCUUGAUAUCAAAAAUUCAGAUUUUCAAUUUUUCUCCAUAUUUUUUAUCUGCUUAAUUUCGAAGAAAUUUCCUCAAACCGUACCUGUAGUAAGAUUAAAGCUGCUUAAAAUUGAAGCAGGAACUAUCAAAAUUUCCAGCCACCAAUACCAAUCUCCAUCCAAUUCCCACCAGUGUAUAAUGAGGAACAAAGAACAAGAAGAGUAAAAUAAAGAACAAAAAAAAAAUUAAAUUAAGAUAACAAGAAUGGAUUUGUUUGAGACACACAUAGCUCUGGCAUCUGAAAUUGAAAUUUGUGUCCUCACUCAUUCAGAUAUGCCAUAUACAGCACUAAAGAAAGGCGAAAUGAGAAAAGAUUUUUUUAUCUACCUUUAUUUUAUACCAUCGCCAUCAUCUCAUUGCACAUACAAAAGGGAAGAAAUGAGCAUUGCCAAGAGCACAGAGGAAUGUCGCUUUAAUUUACAUUUUAAUGGCAACAGCCAUGAUAAGAGUGGAGAAAUAUGCUACUACGACUAUAUGUAUAGAACUGAAAUGCCAUACACAAUCUUUUCUACAUUAUAUCGCCAUAAGCAAUGA